Molecule: messenger RNA, 1095 nt
Organism: Parus major (Great Tit)
Lineage: Eukaryota; Metazoa; Chordata; Aves; Passeriformes; Paridae
Gene: SPAG8
Product: sperm associated antigen 8
Exons: 7
Coding region: 16-1050 (344 amino acids)
Biological process (GO): positive regulation of transcription by RNA polymerase II
Cellular component (GO): cytoplasm; nucleus
Molecular function (GO): microtubule binding
Source: RefSeq, a predicted model, not a curated record
CCGCGCGCAUGCGCUAUGGAGCCGGGAGCCGGCUGCGCCGGGGACUGCGGCCCAGGCUGCGGGCAGCGAAACCCUUUGGGGGGCACUCUGACAAGCCGUGUGGGUCCCAGAUGCCAUGGGGAGAGGCCACCGUGCAGGCUCCAGGGUGAUAAGCCCCUGCCUGAGGUGUCCGUAGAGAGGCUCCCAUGCCGCGGUGAGACACUGACAAGCACCGCCAAGAGGCUCCAGGAGAUGUUAGACACAGCCAAGCCGCCCCAGGAGAUACCAGACACAGAUGAGCUGCCUACUAUGGCCCUACCAGUCGUGCCCAGCAGGGUGCCGUCCCCAGAGACUGGGAAGGACCCCUCUGAGAUCAAGCUGCCUCCCUGGCUUGGAAAGUGGGGGACUAGCCCCGAUAAGGAUUCGCCCACCACAGUGCCGGCGCUGCCCCCCACCCCACCCGUGCCAGCAGAGAAGCCCAGCCAGUCGGUGCCCCAGCAGAGCCGCGUGAGCCACGACUGGCAGAAGGAGAUAAUCGUGGACCCUCUGGACUCUCGUCCACAGAAGGAUUUGGGCAGUGAGGACUUCCAGCAUGGCUACCAGGGACUGCCGAUCCACCAGUUUCUCUCCUCACUCACUGACAGCUCCCCCCGAAAGGACUGUCCAUCUCUGAGGGCCCUGCUACUGGGGCAAGGGCAGCGGAAGGCCACGCUGGCAUCCAUGCUCUACGAGAAAUACAGCAAGGAGACGGAGGAGGAGAUCCAUCCCCGCCCGAGGCGCAUGGAAUCUAUCUCCACCACGCACCAGGACUACCGUGCCACGGGUUUCCAGUCCACACCCCAGCCCAUCACACAGCCUCACAACUACUUAACGGAGCAGCCAACAAGCUUCUGGAUGGAGCAAGCCCGAGGGCUGCCGGGUGUCACCGCCCUCUUUGGCAGAAACAUUCCCUUCAAGAGGAAUGCAGCCUUCUCCACUCCCAUUACCAUGAACUUAGGGCAUCCCGAGCCCUUCAGCCUCAGUGACCCCUACAACCCUUUGAGCAGCCAGCUUCAGCCCCACAAGCAGUAAAAAUCACCAUGUGAUUGUGAACCACAAUCACAGGUGGUUCCAGCA